CAGCGUGAGAGGAAGAGGAGGAGCAACUCGGACCACCUGUUGGUUCAACAUGGCGUCUGGAAGUUUCUGUUCAUGUCCAAUAAAUUAAGAAGGAGGUGAGGCGCAGCAGGAGACGCAGAAACUCUCCAGCCUGGAGCCAGUCGAGCCCGUCCACAGCUGAGGAGGAGGAGAAGGAGACGAGGAGAGAGGAGGAAGUUCCAGAAGAAGGAGAAGACCCGAACGAGGAGUCGAACGCUCGACUUUUAAAGAGUGCCAAAAAGGAGGAAACGAGGAGCAGAGGAAUUAAAGGAGACAAACAUCCAGGAAGGUGGAGCAGCAGGAGGAGCAGAGGACAAAGAGAGGAGGAGCUGUGGUGCCGUGAUGGAGGAGGACAUCAGGAAGAAAGGGAUGCUCUUCCUCCAGCAGCAGCGUUUUGGAAAGAAGUGGAAGCGGGUUUGGUGUCAUCUGUACCGGGACAGCUCCUGCUCCAUCUCCAGGAUGGAGUUCUUCGAGUGCAAAGACGGCGCCAGCGUGGAGAAGAACGACAAAACUCUGCGCAAACAGCAGGAGCACAAGAAGGUGAUCCGUAUGUCCGACUGCAUCCGGGUGACGGAGGUGGAGAUGGACGGGUGUCCCCGGGACACGGGGUCCUUCCUGGUGGAGACCACCGAGAAGAUCUACGUGUUCGCCGCCGACAGGAGCCAGCUGGACGACUGGACGCACAAACUGUGUGAGAUCGCCUUCCCUAUGAGCUGGACAGAACCUGGAGGGAAGCGAGGCAGCCUGCAGAGAGGGAGCAGGGUGGACGAAGACCAGGGGAUGGAGGACAACUCGCUGUACAGCGGCCGAGAGACAGUGCGUGACUUCAGAGUGUGUGUUCGGAGGACAGAUGCGUCCGAUCGCUGCAGACUGAAGGGGGACGGGGUCCUGCGAGCCGACAUGGAGUCUCUGCACCUGCUGGACAAGAACGGGGACAUCCUGUACACCUGGCCGUACAGGUACCUGCGGCGCUUCGGCCGGGACAAGUCCACCUUCUCCUUUGAGGCGGGCCGCAGGUGUGACUCAGGUGAGGGGAACUUUGAGUUCGACACCAAACAGGGGAACGCCCUCUUCCAGUCGGUGGAGGCCGCCAUCAACCUGCAGAAGAUCUCCCUCCCUCACAGACAGAUCUCUGGAGGGGGUCCGGGUCUCUCAGACACGGCCCAGAACCAUUCGGUCCCCAGCUGGACGCCUCAGCCUCAGACCCGCGGACCCCCCGCUGCGAAAGCUGAUGAGGUGUACAGCAUGGUGACGGCUCCUCAGAACCUGCAGACGUUUCACAACAAAGAUGAGAAUCCUUCUCAGCAGCAGCGCCCCCCGAUGUCUCGUCUCGAGCCUCCGGUCGAUAAAAUCCUGACCGGAGUGAAGAGUUUGACUCUGGACACUCGAGGACUUCCCGUCCCUCGAAAGAGCCAGGUCAAGAUGAUCUCCAGCUGUCCUCUGCCCAACGCCAGCCCAGAGUCUGGCUCCAACCUGUCCCCGGGCCCCGGCUCAAACGCCACGCCCAACCCUCGCCUCAGCCCCAAACUGAGCUCCAACCCGGACCCGGGGGAGGCGUACUCCGAGAUCAACGUGCCUGUAGCCGCUGGGCGCAGCGCCAAGAAGGAGAAGAGGGGCAUCAGUAAUCCUGGUCCCUGUACCCCACCUCUGAUCAACAAGGUCCAGGAGUACUCCCUCCCCUUCGACAUGCUGGCCUCCAAUGUGAUGAGCGACAUCCUGAACCUCCGACAGCCGGACGGGUCCGGACCGGAUCCGCUGUACGACAGCAUCGACGAGAUGAUGAUCCGCAACAUCUUCAGAAACGACGACAACGUCCAGCGAAAGGUGGACCACAUCUACGAUGAACCUGAAGGCUGCGCCGCCGCGGGGCAGGAGGCCACGCCCACCGUGGUGUACGACGACCCCGAGGAGAUGAGAGGAAACGCCUGGAGGAUUAUGGGUACCCCAUCAGACCCUAAAGGUCACGAGUACCCCUAUAAUCCCAGAGUGGACGACUAUGCUGUACCCAAACGACCCAAGAGAGCAUUCAUUGCCAAGCAAAACACCACAGAAGAAGAACCGGAGCAGACACAGGAAGAGGAGGAGUCAGAGGAGGAAGUGGAAGAGGAAGAGGAGGAAGAGGACGAAGAACAAGAUUCACCGUACAAAAAUGUGACGAUGAAGAUGGUGUGAAGUUCAACAAGUAAACCA
This is a messenger RNA of Austrofundulus limnaeus, 2208 nucleotides long. It is a transcript of the gene dok2, whose product is annotated as docking protein 2. The record is from RefSeq and is a predicted model, not a curated record. Gene Ontology annotation, cellular component: cytoplasm. The transcript is spliced from 9 exons. Lineage: Eukaryota; Metazoa; Chordata; Actinopteri; Cyprinodontiformes; Rivulidae. Gene Ontology annotation, biological process: Ras protein signal transduction; positive regulation of MAPK cascade; cell surface receptor protein tyrosine kinase signaling pathway. The coding region runs from base 361 to 2190 and encodes 609 amino acids.